This is a messenger RNA of Humulus lupulus (European hop), 495 nucleotides long. RefSeq names its product pollen-specific leucine-rich repeat extensin-like protein 3. The transcript has 2 exons. The record is from RefSeq and is a predicted model, not a curated record. Bases 1 to 495 code for a protein of 164 amino acids. NCBI's taxonomy places the organism in Eukaryota, Viridiplantae, Streptophyta, Magnoliopsida, Rosales, Cannabaceae.
AUGCCUUUCAACAACGCAUUUGAUUUGUAUAGCCAACCCAAAACCACUACUCCUGCGAGCAGAAAGAAGGAAAGCAGGCGGCAUCCUGGGGAAAGCAGCAGCAAUCCCUCAAAGAAAAGGGCUAGGAAUGAGGAUCCUCCUACACCCGUUCCUUCCAAAGAAACUAGUCCUCCACCAGCUCCCAUUGACCAGACUCCUCCACUAGCUCCCAUCGACCAGACUCCUCCACUAGCUCCCAUCGACCAGACUCCUCCACCAACUCCCGUCGACCCAACUCCUCCAGAUCAGUCAGGAAAUACUCAAGGAGAGGCUAUCGGGGUUCUAACCCUGAGCACUGGAUGGCUCCGCUCGGAGGCGAUGGCUGCAGAAUAUUCUAAAGAGACUAAACCUAUUGAGGAGAGACUUGGUGAGCAGCUCAAAGUGGUCGAGGCCAAACACGCCGAGCAGCUCAAGGCAGCCAAGGAGAAAAAUGUCGAACAGCUAAGAGCUGCUUAG